ACAUGCCUAGCGAAUGGGUUUUUCUUGUCAUCUGCCUAAUCCCGAUGGCCUCCGGGGGAACAACGGCGCCACCUUUGAGCGCCAGUCCCAUAGUCUUUGCCAGGAAUCUAUUCCGAGUCCUAAAUGAGGAGAAUCCUCCCAAGAACAUGAUGGUUUCUCCGGCAGCUGCCCGAAGUGCCAUGACCUUGGUUUUCAUGGGAGCUGGUGGCAAAAGUAUGGAAGAACUGCGUUCUAAAUUGAUCCUCGGAGCAGCCAAUAAAACCGAAAUCGCCAAACAGAAUAUGGAAACCUGGAUAGACGAGUGUUCUUGUGCCAAAAAGGGAGUGAUCCUAAAGUUGGUCACUCGAUUGUAUGUUAAUAGUGAAGAUAAAAUCCGACCGGAAUUUAACACAAAGGCCAUGGACUUCUUUAACGCUCAAGUUGAUCCCCUAAACUAUUUGCAACCCGAAGAUGCUGUGAAGAAGGUUAACAAAUGGCUGGAGAAGCAAACCUUUUACACAGUGAGAAAUCUCUUCACCCCUGAAGAUAUCAAUCCCGAUUCCAGUGUGAUGCUGGUCAGCUCUCUGUUCUUUCGUGCCAAAUGGGCCAAGAUCUUUCCUGUGGAAAAUACAAAGGUUGACGACUUCUGGAUUAAUCCCCGUCAGCGAAUGGAACUUCCAAUGAUGCAACAGAUCGGUCAAUUUCGAUAUGGCGAAUCCAAGAAACUCAAGUCGCAGAUUCUGCAGAUUCCCUUCGAGAAAUCCAACAUUACCUUGAUGAUAAUCCUGCCAACGGAUAUCGAUGGGUUGCCAAAAUUGGAGGAGAAGCUGGGACUGGUUGAUCUAAAUGAAGUGGCGGCAAAAAGUCUGUUAAAGGAAGUGGAUGUGACGGUACCCAAAUUCAGAAUAGAGUGCGAAGUGGAUCUAAAAGUGCCAAUGCAAAAGUUGGGAAUCAAUCGCAUAUUUGAACCUGACCAAGCGGAUUUGAGUGGCCUGUUUGCCGAUAAAACACCUCAAAGAAUUUCGGAAGCCAGACAUAAACUAUUUCUAAAUGUUACCGAAACUGGUUGCGAAACAGCUCCUGAAACGAAAGACAUUAAGCCAGAAGUCAUCAAGGACAAUCCCGAUCGCAAGGUUUUCAAGGCUGACCGACCCUUCGUUUUCGCGAUUCGCAACAAGAAAAACGUUUACUUCGUGGGCCAUUUCAGUAAGCCCUAAUUGAGCAGGAAUGUUGCAAGUAUUUUGAUGGUGAUGGCCCCCCGGCAAUCACGGCAAAACGGCCAAACAGCAAUACCCCAAUGAACAUCAAAUUAUUGCCAAACAAAUGUACACAAUGCAUCCAAAAUACAAAACCAGCGGGCACAGGCAAACAUUUA
Messenger RNA from Drosophila ficusphila, 1354 nucleotides. RefSeq names its product serine protease inhibitor 42Dd. The record is from RefSeq and is a predicted model, not a curated record. The transcript has 4 exons. Bases 3 to 1196 code for a protein of 397 amino acids. Gene Ontology annotation, molecular function: serine-type endopeptidase inhibitor activity. NCBI's taxonomy places the organism in Eukaryota, Metazoa, Arthropoda, Insecta, Diptera, Drosophilidae.